Messenger RNA from Betta splendens (Siamese fighting fish), 4454 nucleotides. Its product is annotated as tubulin-specific chaperone cofactor E-like protein. The transcript is spliced from 10 exons. The record is from RefSeq and is a predicted model, not a curated record. Gene Ontology annotation, molecular function: alpha-tubulin binding. NCBI's taxonomy places the organism in Eukaryota, Metazoa, Chordata, Actinopteri, Anabantiformes, Osphronemidae. Bases 256 to 1683 code for a protein of 475 amino acids. Gene Ontology annotation, biological process: protein folding.
UGAUCUCAGCCCCGAAGCUCCGUCACUUCCGGGAUGUGGGACGAACAAAAUGACAGCUGGUUUGUUUUUAUCAACAACGUAAAUUCAAAGUAGACGUUGAAGUUUUCUGACAACCGACCAAAGAGAAACCAACGCUUUGCUGGAGACGUCCGUCGGUCUCACCAGCCACGCUGGAGUAAGACAGUUCCUUGGGGCAAGUUUUCUGUUUCCUAAUAGAGAAGUUUUUUUUCUUAGUUUCCAUUGCAAUAAAUACAAAUGUUUGUUAAGUGGAUAGAAAACAAAUCUGAUGUCAUUAACAGGCAAUCAGUACACAAACAGAGGGCCGACUGCUGUGAUACUGGUCAAACCAGCGUUUCUUUAGCCGAGGGGGAAGCUGUUCAGCGAGACAGAGCCAUGGACUCGUCAGAGGAUACAGACGGCCGCAGCUUCGUGGAGGUGAUCAGUGAAAAGUACAGCCCAGAGAACUUCCCGUACCGCAGAGGGCCUGGUAUGGGGGUGGUGGUGGUGCCCACCACAGGCCUCCAAGGUUCCCCUAUGAAAGACCGUCUGAACCUGCCCAGUGUGUUGGUGCUGAAUAGUUGUGGGAUCAACAAGGCAGGAGACCAAGCUGAGAUCGUUGCUUUCUGUGCUCAUGUCAUGGAGCUGGACUUGUCCCACAACAAGCUGCAGGACUGGCACGAGAUCAGUAAAAUUGUAUCCAACAUCCCUAACCUGGAGUUCCUGAACCUGAGCUCCAACCCUCUGGCAGGAAUCCCCCUUGAGCCGCGCUGCGCCGAAGCCUUUUCCAGCGUGCGACGCCUCGUGCUCAACAACACUCAAGUGUCCUGGGACACUGUGCUGCUGCUCACCCGGGAGACGCCAGAGCUGGAGGAGCUGUUCCUGUGCCUAAACGAGUACAGCUCCGUUAGUGCCUCCAGCGUGGCCUGCCCCACCCUGCGCCUGCUUCACAUCACCGACAACAGCCUGCAGGACUGGGCGGAAGUCCGUAAGUUUGGCUCCAUGUUCCCCGGCCUGGACACUCUGGUCAUGGCCAACAACAACUUGGCCUCCAUUCAGGACAGCAAGGACAUCCUGCGCCGGCUCUUCCCCAACCUGCGCAGCAUCAACCUGCACAACUCAGGUCUCAGUCAGUGGGAAGACAUUGAAAAGCUGAACUUCUUCCCCAAGUUGGAGGAAGUGCGACUGCAGGGCAUCCCCUUACUGCAGGCCUACACCAACGCAGAGCGACGCAGCCUGAUGAUAGCACGGCUACCUUCAGUAUCAGUGCUUAACGGCAGCGUUGUGACCGAUAGUGAGAGAGAGGACGCAGAGAGGUUCUUCAUCCGUUACUACAUAGACUACCCUGAAGAGGAGCUGCCUUACAGAUACCAUUCCCUGGUAACCAAGUAUGGGAAGCUGCAACCGCUGGCUGAGAUUGACCUCCGACCUCGCUUCUAUGCUCAGGUGGAGGUUCAUUUUGAAGAAAAAGUGGAACAGCUCAACAUCCGUUUGGACCAGACAGUAGCUGAGCUGAAGAAGCAGCUGACAACAGUGGUCCAGUUGUCCACCAACAGCAUGAGGCUCUACUACAUCGACAAGGGCAGCGCCUUUGGUCCAGAGGAACUGAAGUACAACACUCGGGCUCUACACUCCUACAGUAUCCAGGACGGUGAUGAAAUCCUGGUGGUGCCCAAGAACAAAUGAACAGUGGGUGUUCAGUUGGCUGGUUAGACUGACUCCUUGAUUGAUUCAUUAAUUGGAUUAUCUCACAUUCCAGAACGGGAAAAUGCAUAUGAAAUGGCACCAACGGCCCACUUGUUGGACAAACAGAGUAAAACGAGAAGAUAGACACAGAGCCUGCACAGUGGACUUCAGUGGGCUGCUGGGAGGCUGUGGGAGGAUAAGCACCCAGUUCUGGAGAGUAUUAUGUCUUUAUUUAUCUCAGCUUUAUUUGAGGGCACCCAGAGUUAGCGGACAUAUCUGCCACACUGGAGAACAGGCUGACAUAGCAGCUCACAGUCAGCUAGCAGCAUAAGCGCCAGUCGCUGCCAUACCAGCAAAGCUUCACUGCAGCUCUGUUCCUUAGUGCACGCCAUGUACCAUAGCACCUGCACAGGCAAGUAUCCAACACCACCGGAGUGCUCACUUGUCGCUAUUCUGAUAGGUGGUGACGCAGUGGUACUAAAUGGAGCUGUACUCCUGUGGCCAUCUUCACGUUUACUGUACAGUAUGCACAAUAUCAGGAAGAGCAGCCUGUGUUAAAGGAAACCUGGCAAAUAUGCUGUUAAACGCAGGAGCUUGGGUGAUGUUUUAUUCAUACUUUUGGGAAUAAUUGGCAGUUUAAAAAAAAGCUGCAUUCACAUUAUUUGUUAAAACACCAACAGACUCUCAGAGUAAAGUAUUAAUUCUAUAUAUUUAACAAUCAGUGUGACAUGUAUUAUAGAAUAAAGACAUUUUUAGUCUUUGCAGGUCCAAUUCAUAGACAUUAAGCUAUUUAAAAUGCUCUACUUUGAUUAAAAACUCUUUACUCACAGUAAAAUUCACCACUUAUGAAUAUGCAAGUAUUGCUCAGUUCUUAAAAUGGCCUGUGUGUAGUAAAAGUGGUUUGACAACACAAAAUGACCUAAAGACAAAAAUUACUCUUAAUUUUACGUUUCCUUAUUUUGGAUCUGAUGAUAUCUCUUAACAUAAAACACGUAGGGGUGACUGUACUCAUGCAUGCGCAUUCACACAUGCCCACGCAGGUUAGCGCAGAACAGCUGUUGUGUUGUGUCAUGCGCUGCCACCUACAGGCUUCAUCUGUGCUCUGCCACUACAAUCAUCUGACGGGAUGAGGUUUGUUGUGAGGAAAGCAAUGACACAAACAAUCAACACCGAACCUGAAAGACAAUCUUCUGGUGCAUGUUGUGAGUAAGAAAAGUAACAUAAAAUUUUCAGUGGCCCGUUCAGUUGAGCAAGGUGGAUUUUGUUACGUGAGGGAAUGAGAAUUUCCUUUUUUGGAUUUGACCCAUAGUUUAGAGCUAGGAGAUGUCAGCUCCUGCUCCUUAAAUUCUGUUUUUAUUUUUUCUUUAUGAUGUACACUUUUAAAAACACUAGUAGAGGCCCAUUUAAGCUGCAUAAUAUUUGCUGAAAUGUUCUUCUAACCUUCUGCCACCAAAGAUAUCUCAUUAGAAUAUUAUAUUUAUGGGAUACACAUGACCAGUAUGUGUUGCGUUUAUUAUGCAGCAUCCGCCUUGUAUGAGAGGAGCAAUGAUGGUAGAUGUUGCUGUCGGUGCUAUUGAUUUUUCCCAUGGCAGGCAUCGGGCGCAGUGGGGGAACCUUGGGGUAGUUGUAAGACUGAAGAAAGAGCAAAUGCAUCAAACUACAAAAUUCAAUACUUACGUUUUGUUGCUGUUUUGAAACUGAUACAGUAUGUACGUCAUCUGUAUCUGCGCUGUAGCGCCAGUUUAUCGCCCUCCAGAAGCAUCAGUACUGUAUAUGAUAAGAACCAUCACAACUUUUCCCUGACUGUUAUUGUUUGUAUUAUUUAUUGACAGCACUGCUAUACUUGAAGUUGAGAGGAUUAAUACUGGGUAAUAUGAUUCAAGAGUAUGACGCUGUAGCAACGCUACACGUUGAAUAGUUACAAUACUGAUUUCCCCAUUUUAUCAGUGCCGACUAAAUGAUGUGUAGCAUCAACCUCAGCCAUAGAAACCAGCAAAGAGGCAGCAAUGCAGACACUAACAUCCAGGUUUGAAGUGCUGAGUUUGGGCUUAUCAGUGUCAGAUUUGUUUAAAGUGAGAACUGUGUGCAGGGCGAGUGAUGCACAGUGCGUAUUUAUUUGAUUUAGAGGUUUGUGAGGAAACUGAUCACUUUGCCUGCUCGUUUAUGGAAUUAUUUACAUGUUGGAACAUUGAGCCUCUGGAAAUAAUUUCAAGUCUUACUGUAUUGUUUACCUGUUGAAUCAAGACUUGAAUUUAUUGUGUCUAUUACAUCUUGUCCAAUCUGCCACAGGCAGAAAGUUUUGGCUUUUGCAACCCUUAAAGCCCCUGAAUGUAUUUCUCUGUAAUAAUAAGCACUGACAAUUAAUAAAGCACCCAUCAGAGUUGAUAUUUAAAGAAAACACAUGCAUAAGCUCAUGUGAUUAGACUUUGACCGUACGAAAUUAAAGUGAAGUUAAUCAUUUUUGUUUGACAGUAUCCAAUCUACCUGAAUAUGGGACAUUAUAUUUUCUCAGUUGAGAUUUACAUAUUUAAAACAAUGGGGCAACAGCAACACAAAUGAAACAAAGACAGGAGACAAACCUUUCAUGUGGCAAAACAAGUUUAGGAUUAAGACACCGGAAAAAAGUUUUUCCGCGCUUUUAAAGGAACUUAAAAUUUACAUUUAAUUUGUUUGUUGUUCUUCUUCUUGGUGUUUCAUUCCUCGGACUGACUACUUGAUAUCAUGUUCCCAACCUCAGCUAAACCCUCAGUAGUGUGCAUUUUACUGCCAAA